Molecule: messenger RNA, 3386 nt
Organism: Bombus huntii
Lineage: Eukaryota; Metazoa; Arthropoda; Insecta; Hymenoptera; Apidae
Gene: Glyp
Product: glycogen phosphorylase
Exons: 11
Coding region: 399-2933 (844 amino acids)
Biological process (GO): glycogen catabolic process
Cellular component (GO): cytoplasm
Molecular function (GO): pyridoxal phosphate binding; glycogen phosphorylase activity
Source: RefSeq, a predicted model, not a curated record
GAUUUGGACUCAUGUCAUUCGCCUGUGUGCAAUAUACGAGUGCGGAUCUGUGUGCCACCGGUAUUCUUUCAUGUGUCGUGAAAACCGGUCAUUGUUCUCGCCAAUCUUCCGAAUCAUCAAUAAAAGUAUUACGUUUGUAACGUAUCCUUAUCUGUGAGAGUACAACUUCAGAAUUUAAUUCAACAUUUGUAUAUAACGUUGUGUAGUAACAAUAGUAAUUAAUAGAAUAAAGGGAAUUUGAUUCUCGUAAAAACGAGAGAAAGUUGAAUUAAACCUAUAGUGUUAGGGCACGAAAUUGAUCUUGUGUAACAAAAAUAAGCAAAUACAAAUUAUAAGUAAAAUAGUUUUGCAUUUAUAAACAUUAUAUUGUAAGGAAAAAGAAAAAUAAACAAAGAGAAAUGUCAGCAUCAGACAUGGAUCACGAAAAGAGGAAACAAAUUUCUGUGCGCGGAAUUGUUGAUGUGGAGAAUGUGGGAAAUUUUAAGAAAACAUUCAAUAGGCAUCUUCAUUACACUUUGGUGAAAGAUCGUAAUGUGGCUACGAGUAGAGAUUAUUUCAUGGCCUUGGCACACAGCGUCAAGGACAACUUGGUCUCUAGAUGGAUACGCACUCAACAAUACUAUUACGAGAAAGACCCAAAAAGAGUUUACUACCUUUCCCUGGAAUACUACAUGGGAAGGACUCUUCAAAACACCAUGAUUAACUUAGGCAUCCAAGGUGCUUGUGACGAAGCUAUGUAUCAGAUGGGCUUGGAUAUUGAAGAGCUCGAAGAACUUGAAGAAGAUGCAGGUUUAGGAAAUGGAGGUUUAGGAAGACUAGCGGCUUGCUUCUUGGAUAGUAUGGCUACCCUUGGCCUGGCUGCUUAUGGUUACGGUAUUCGAUAUGAAUAUGGUAUAUUUGCGCAGAAAAUAAAAAAUGGAGAACAGGUGGAGGAACCAGAUGAUUGGUUACGUUAUGGAAAUCCGUGGGAGAAGGCUAGGCCAGAAUUCAUGCUCCCUGUAAACUUCUAUGGACAGGUGAUUGAUACUCCUGAAGGGAAGAAAUGGAUUAAUACUCAAGUCGUAUUUGCGAUGCCAUAUGAUAAUCCGGUUCCUGGAUACAAAAACAACUUUGUUAAUACUCUUAGAUUAUGGUCUGCUAAGUCGCCAAUAGAAUUUAAUUUGAAAUUUUUUAACGACGGUGAUUAUAUCCAAGCUGUGUUUGACCGCACCUUGGCGGAGAACAUCACUAGGGUGUUAUAUCCUAACGACAAUUUCUUCGAGGGUAAAGAAUUGCGAUUGAAGCAAGAAUACUUCAUGGUAGCGGCUACUCUUCAAGAUAUCAUACGAAGGUAUAAAGCCAGCAAAUUUGGUUCAAAGGAACACCAUAGAACAGAUUUUGACUUAUUCCCCGACAAAGUGGCCAUUCAGUUGAACGAUACUCAUCCUUCUUUGGCUAUUCCUGAACUUAUGAGAAUUCUUAUCGACGUCGAAGGGCUUCCUUGGGAAAAAGCUUGGGACAUAACAAAGAGAACAUGCGCUUAUACUAAUCACACGGUUCUUCCAGAAGCUUUAGAGAGAUGGCCCACAAGCCUGUUAGAAAGCAUUCUUCCUAGACAUUUACAAAUCAUUUAUCAUAUUAAUUUCCUCCAUUUGCAAGAAGUUUCCGCUAAAUAUCCGGGAGACAUGGAUCGUCUUCGUCGUAUGUCUUUGAUCGAGGAGGAAGGUGAAAAGAGAGUUAACAUGGCUCAUCUUUCGAUUGUGGGUAGUCACGCUAUCAACGGUGUCGCAGCAAUUCAUUCGGAAAUUUUGAAAAGUGGCGUGUUCAAAGACUUCUAUGAAAUGACGCCUGAGAAAUUCCAGAAUAAAACCAAUGGUAUUACACCACGAAGAUGGCUCCUUUUGUGCAAUCCAAAUCUCUCAGAUAUAAUCGAAGAAAAAAUUGGCAGCGACUGGACAGUACAUUUAGAACAGCUCGCUCAGCUGAAACAAUGGGCCAAGGAUCCAGUUUUCCAGCGCAGCAUUACGAAAGUGAAACAAGAAAAUAAAUUGAGAUUAGCGCAAAUGCUUGAGAAAGAUUAUGGAGUUAAAAUAAAUCCUGCUUCUAUCUUUGAUAUUCAGGUGAAGCGAAUACAUGAAUACAAGAGGCAACUAUUAAAUUGUUUACACGUAAUCACAUUAUACAACAGAAUAAAAAAAAAUCCAACCGCGCCAUUCGUUCCUCGAACGGUGAUGAUUGGAGGAAAAGCUGCUCCCGGUUAUCAUUUAGCCAAAAAGAUUAUAAAGCUAAUUUGCAGUGUAGGAAACGUUGUAAACAACGACCCUAUUGUUGGAGAUAAAUUGAAAUUUAUUUUCUUAGAGAAUUAUCGAGUUACGUUAGCGGAGAAAAUAAUUCCAGCAGCAGAUUUGAGUGAACAAAUUUCUACUGCAGGUACUGAAGCUUCGGGUACCGGAAAUAUGAAGUUCAUGUUAAAUGGAGCCUUGACAAUUGGCACAUUAGACGGUGCUAACGUAGAGAUGGCUGAAGAAAUGGGUACAGAUAAUAUAUUCAUUUUCGGUAUGACUGUUGAUGAAGUCGAAGAGUUGAAGAAAAGGGGAUACAAUGCUUAUGAUUAUUACAAUAGAAUCCCAGAACUAAAACAGUGUGUUGAUCAGAUCCAGGGUGGCUUCUUCAGCCCCAAUAAUCCAGACGAAUUUAAAGAUAUUACCAAUGUUUUAUUAAACUGGGACAGAUUUUAUUUGUUUGCUGAUUAUGAGAGCUAUAUAAAGAUGCAAGAUCAUGUCAGUAAAGUUUACCAGGAUGAAAGUAAGUGGGUAGAGAUGGCGAUCAAUAAUAUAGCUUCUUCGGGAAAAUUUUCAUCGGAUAGAACAAUUGCCGAAUAUGCUCGUGAAAUUUGGGGCGUUGAACCAUCUUGGCAACGACUUCCUGCACCUCAUGAGCCGCGGGACAUUUAAAUUAUAACUUUCCUAGAUAUUUUACGAUGUUACUUCUUGCAUACAUUAUUAACAUUUUUUAAUCCUUUUUCUUUUUAACAAAUGGAUAAAAUUCUUCCACGAACGAGCGUGAGCAGUAUCACUAUUUAUUACGUAAAUUACGUUUUAUUUGAAAACGUAUGUAAUAUCUGAAAUUUCUUAAAAAAUUUUAUUAGCUACUAAUCAUUGAUCAACCAUAACAAAGAUAUAAAAAAGAAAUUUAUCAUGUCUUAUAUUCUAGACGAACACAAAAUAUUUUAUGAUAUGUCUCUUGAACAAACACAACAGAUACAAUCUAGUCGACAAAAAAGAUAAUAGUGGCAUCAGAAAUGAUUUUAUUCAUAUUUUUCUACUUGUAAAUAAAAUACCUGCAACAAAGAUAAAAGAUAAUAAUGAAUCUAUCAACUGUUAAAUAAUUAAAAAUUUUUAAGACAA